Molecule: messenger RNA, 1965 nt
Organism: Charadrius vociferus (killdeer)
Lineage: Eukaryota; Metazoa; Chordata; Aves; Charadriiformes; Charadriidae
Gene: MAVS
Product: mitochondrial antiviral signaling protein
Exons: 6
Source: RefSeq, a predicted model, not a curated record
AUGGGUUUUGCCGAAGACAAAGUGUACGACUACAUUUUGAAAAACCUCAAGAAUUUCAGGAACAUCCGUGUGGCGUCGCUGGCCGAUUCCCUGAGCUGCCUGACUGAUGCCGACAGAGAUGAACUUCAUGCCCGGGAGGAAAUGCGAGGGAGCCAGGCGACAGUCUAUAAGUUUUACCAGCACCUGAAGUGCCGGCAGGGCUGGGUGCCAGAUCUCAUCGACGCGCUGCGCCAGAACAACGCGGGGCACCUGGCUGAUGAGCUGCAGCAUGUAUAUGACUCCUGGCAAGCCCGUAUGUAGCCUUGUUCCUCAGCUCCUGCUACUGCCUCCUUGCCUCCUGUGGCCAGCAAUUGCCGUCCCGCUGUCUCCUCUGUCGGUGCCCAGAUGCCAUCCCCAGGGCUGAACCCUGCUCCGGGUGGCCCGCUGGCUGAGCAGCCACACCAAGACCUGCUCGCUGGGAGCCGUCUGCCUCUCCUGCCCAGUGAUGCCACCGCUGCUAGCACAGACCUGGAUGCCAGGGCCCCGGUGCAGGAAUCGCUCCCCAAAAACCUCACAGAGAAAAAGAGUGCCUGGCCACCUCUGCCUAUGAGCACGGUCCAUGAUGGAGCGAGUGAUGGGCGCAGUGGAGACGGACAUCUCCCGCCCCCCACCAAGGCCAUGCAGGUGGCAGCGGGGACCCCUGUGGCAGCCAGCGUGGCUGUGCCAUCAGCUGCCUCUCCUGAGCAGGGCCGGGACUGGCUGAGCCGCCAGCAGCACCCGGUGUGUGUGGACAACGGAUGCUUCGGAAACGCCAACCACUUGCACCGUGGUGCGCCGGGCUUGGGUCUGGGCAGGUCUUUUCUGCCAAGGGAUGUAGGCGUUGCUCGCAGCCCUGAGCAGCCCAGGAACGAGCCCGAAGAGGACUUCUACGUCUCCACUGAGUCACCCCCGAGGCUGGAGGAGACCGCUCGCAGCGGGGGGCAGCAGCCCCCAAACUCACUGUCAAAACCACAGACUGUGCCCAGCUCCGAGCAUGGCAAGCCCCCAGGUAGCUUUGUGGAUGUUCUUAGUCCCCUCCUCAUACAACAACAGUUUGAUGCAGAGCAGAAGCAGGCCAGGAUGCUGCGAGAGCACAGGGGAGAUGAAGAUGCUCAGGUGGAAACAACCACCCCAGUUGCUACCCCUGCACCCAGAGGUGCUUCCCCAUCCUGCGACACCUCCCUGAAGCCUCCUGUACAAGAGAGAAACCUGCCUACAGCGGAGACGGCCAGCAGCACUCCCUCCAUGUUGAUAAAGGAGAAAGUCCUCCCGGCCUCGGUGGACUUUCUCCCGACAGUUGCACGAAGCUUUGAAGGUCCGUCUGGGAAGACGGCACCCCUGGUGAGCUCUGCCACGAGCAUCUGGGUGCCUUGCAGCAACGUGGAGAGGGACGUGGAGCUCAGCAAACCUGGUGUCCUCCUCUCCGUGGCUGGAGAGAGCCCAGAGGCAACUGGCAGAUGCCCGAGCUCUCGGCCCAGCAACCCCCAUUCUGGGGUGUCUGAUAGCCUCACCUUCAGCAGUGACCCGCUCAUGGUGAGCACGGAUAGCUCGAGCUCAGGAGGAGCUCUCUCCAGAGUUUCCUUGGGAUGCCUGGCUCCAGCACCUCAUGAGGACCCCAGGGGAGAGGAGGCAGCUGGAGCACGCAGAGACUCCUGUCCACCUCUGAGCUGGAACAACACCUCCCUGGGCACCCAUGAGGUCCACGUGGACCAUGACCCCAGCGUCCAUCUUGGGGCAGGCGGCGACCUCCGAGAUGGAGCCGGUCCCCUUGGAGACCCUCCAGUUUUUCACUCAAACAAAGGCUGUGGCACUGCGACCAGCUCAUCUCCAGGCAAAGUCCCCCCAGGGGACAGCAAUGGACUGUCCCUGCCAUACAUCGUUCUAGCUGGGGGCAUUGCUGUGAUUUCAGCUGUGGCAUUUAUGGUGUACGCUCGAUUGCAGAAAUAG